Messenger RNA from Doryrhamphus excisus (bluestripe pipefish), 718 nucleotides. RefSeq names its product hemoglobin embryonic subunit alpha-like. Lineage: Eukaryota; Metazoa; Chordata; Actinopteri; Syngnathiformes; Syngnathidae. Gene Ontology annotation, cellular component: haptoglobin-hemoglobin complex; hemoglobin complex; blood microparticle. Gene Ontology annotation, biological process: hydrogen peroxide catabolic process; oxygen transport. The record is from RefSeq and is a predicted model, not a curated record. Gene Ontology annotation, molecular function: organic acid binding; haptoglobin binding; iron ion binding.
AGAGGGGCUUUGAUCAUGAGGGAUUCCCCCCUGCAAUAUCACCACAUAACCAGUUGCCGUUUGACGCCCCUGCACAACCUGAAGCUCCAUUGUUCAAUUGGAAAGGAAAAAGUGACCCAGAUCAUGAUGGCACCAUGUGGAAAACAUCUCAGACCCCUUCAGUGUCUGGUAGCAUCACAGCACUCAACAGUCGCAAAGAUGACCACUCUCACCCCCAAGGACAAAGACACAGUCAGGGUCUUCUGGAACAAAGUUUCCGGAAAAUGCCAGGACAUCGGCAUGGAUGCUCUGUCCAGGUUGUUGAUUGUGUACCCCCAGACCAAGACCUACUUCGCCCACUGGAAGGACUUGAGCCCUGGCUCUGCCCCCGUGAAGAAGCAUGGAAUCACCAUCAUGAGCGCCGUGGGUGAUGCUGUGGGCAAACUGGAUGACCUGAAGGGAGGUAUUCUCUCUCUCAGCGAGUUGCACGCUUUCACCCUGAGAGUGGACCCUGCCAACUUCAAGAUCUUCACCCACUGCAUCCUUGUGGUUAUGGCCAUCAUGUUCCCCGUCGAUUUCACCCCAGAGGUGCACGUGGCCAUGGACAAGUUCUUGGCCGCGUUGUCUCUGGCCCUGGCCGAGAAAUACAGAUAAACAUCCAGAGAGCAUGACCGCAGACAAGCAGCAUGUCUUUUACUGUAUGCAUGUCAUCAAUAAAAGCAUGGGUGCAAGUACUCUU